This is a messenger RNA of Lethenteron reissneri (Far Eastern brook lamprey), 5305 nucleotides long. It is a transcript of the gene OGT, whose product is annotated as O-linked N-acetylglucosamine (GlcNAc) transferase. Gene Ontology annotation, biological process: protein O-linked glycosylation; RNA processing. The record is from RefSeq and is a predicted model, not a curated record. Lineage: Eukaryota; Metazoa; Chordata; Hyperoartia; Petromyzontiformes; Petromyzontidae. Gene Ontology annotation, molecular function: protein binding; protein O-acetylglucosaminyltransferase activity.
ACUUCUCAAGUGGACCCUUGUGAAUGUCGUGUUUUCUUCACUUAAAGUAAUUUGUUUUUGCUUGGUCAAGCAAAACUUUUCAAAUAUGUUCUACACGUCUCAUUCAUGGAGACGCUUGUAAUUUGGAAAGAUUCCACGUAUCACAAUACAUGUUCACUUCGAAGGGGGGGGGGGGAACCUUUCGAUGGUCACAAAAAGGAAUCCUUUUCGCAUGUAACAUUAAAAUGAAUUGGCUUGCCCGAGAGUCCUGUACGUUAGGAAAUAUGAUUAUUUAGCUAUAUAGCAAUAGAUUGUAUACAUUUGUUUGCAAUUGACCCUUGGCCAUAUGAAGGCUACAGGCCUUAUGUUCACAUAUAAGAGCUAAUUAUAAAUUUAAUCAGCAUUGAAAUCUGGCACUUUGUGCUCCUUUGGCUUGUGCAGACAUGCUGGCAAAGUAUGAUAAGGAAAAGCAUAAGGUGGCCGUAUGCAGUAAUAAAUAUUGACUUCUCAUCGUUCAUCCAACUUGCAAAAAAGAUUGCAUCAUCGACUGUGAAUGGGAAUAAUAUAUAAUUGGGAUGCUGGCCACCUAAUGCUGCGCUGAAGCGAAACCGCACAGGGUGAAGGAAGCAUGGUGUGGGGCGGUAGGCCGAAUGCAUCUUGGCGCUGCGAUUGUGUGAAAGGUGCGGCCUCCAGCCCCUUGCUUCCCGAUCCUAAACGUGCACGCGCCACAAAUGCGCCCCCCCCCCGCACUCCCCUCACCAUAAAACGGGGCGCACUGUCGGGCCUGGGUGCCGCAGAUCACAAAGCCCCGCAACUCUUGUUUUGUCGCCGUGCGGCAUCUCUGGGACGUGCGGUGGCAGUAGUGCUGCUUGGGAAGUUGGUUUCAGGUAUUGGCGUGGUAAAUCCGUUAAGUGCCAUGUACUUGGCUCGACCUUUACUGAGCGGCACCCACUAACGGCAGCGCGUCCCGAAGCGCGCUCUCCCUGCCCCCCCAGCAACCCCACCUUUGCGCGAAAUACAGCGAUAGGAUUACAUUGCGCUGGCUGUUUAUAGGAAUUUGAUGCUUUUCUUUCAGACAUGAAGUUAACCUGUUUUUACUGUAUUCCAUUUGUAAAACCAGGAUCAGGCUUUUUAGUGGAUUGCGCAUUGCCAGCAUGUGGAGCAGCCACACCAGCACCCCGCCUUCCAAAUUUAAAUUACCUUAAAUAGUGCUAAAAACAAUUCAGGGCCCCAACUUAUGUUAACAUUGCUUACAUAUUAAAUAGAGAAGUCUAAAACUGUUAGGGCACUAGAGAGAUUGUGAUUUUUGUUCUCUCAUUGUUGUUGCUGUUGUUGUGAACCAAUACUAACGAUUUUGUCUUUUUAUUCUUUCUCUCCGUUUGGUUAUUGAAAUGAUGUUGACAAAGGUUACUGAAGGUGAGAAAAAGCCCUGUAGGUGCCUGGCUUCGAAGCAACGAGCUCGAGGCCGGAUGUAGUGGCUCAGUCUGCCAGCAUCGCCUGUGAAAAAAGUGAAUGAUGGCUUGUUACUUAAAGGCGAUAGAAACGCAGCCAAACUUCUCCGUGGCUUGGAGCAACCUUGGAUGUGUGUUCAACAGCCAAGGAGAGAUAUGGCUUGCCAUUCAUCAUUUUGAAAAGGCUGUAAGCUUGGACCCAAAUUUCUUGGAUGCCUAUAUCAACCUUGGCAAUGUCUUGAAGGAAGCCAGAAUUUUUGACAGGGCGGUGGCCGCAUACCUGCGCGCACUCAGCCUGAACCACAACCACGCGGUGGUGCAUGGCAACCUGGCAUGCGUCUACUAUGAGCAGGGUCUCAUUGAUCUGGCCAUUGACACUUAUCGCCGCGCAAUUGAACUGCAGCCGAACUUCCCCGACGCCUACUGCAACUUGGCCAAUGCGCUCAAGGAGAAGGGAAAUAUUGCGGAGGCCGAAGAAUGCUACAACACAGCGCUGCACCUUUGUCCAAACCAUGCGGACUCCCUGAACAACCUGGCCAACAUAAAGCGAGAGCAAGGCAACAUAGAGGAGGCCGUACGCCUCUACCGCAAGGCCCUGGAGGUGUUUCCAGAGUUUGCGGCCGCACAUUCGAACCUGGCAAGUGUGCUGCAGCAGCAGGGAAAGCUCCAGGAUGCACUCCUCCAUUACAAGGAGGCCAUCCGGAUCAGCCCAACUUUUGCCGACGCCUAUUCCAACAUGGGCAACACCCUGAAGGAGAUGCAGGACGUGCAGGGGGCGCUGCAGUGCUACACGCGCGCCAUACAGAUCAACCCUGCCUUCGCAGAUGCACACAGCAACCUCGCCUCCAUCCACAAGGAUUCUGGAAAUAUUCCUGAAGCUAUCUCAUCAUACAGAACUGCAUUGAAGUUGAAGCCAGACUUUCCAGAUGCCUAUUGCAAUCUUGCGCACUGCCUGCAGAUUAUUUGCGACUGGACGGACUAUGACGAGCGCAUGAAGAAGCUCGUGCAGAUAGUGGCAGAGCAGCUGGAGAAGAACCGCCUCCCGUCGGUGCACCCCCACCACAGCAUGCUGUAUCCCCUCUCGCACGCUUUCCGCAGGGCCAUCGCUGAGCGACAUGGCAACCUCUGCCUCGACAAGAUUAAUGUACUUCACAAGCCGCCCUUUGAGCACAUUAAGGAUCUGAAGACAAGUAAUGGACGCCUGAGGAUCGGCUACGUGAGCUCCGACUUUGGCAACCACCCCACCUCGCACCUUAUGCAGUCCAUCCCUGGCAUGCACAACAAGGACAAGGUUGAGGUGUUUUGCUAUGCAUUGAGCCCAGAUGAUGGAACAAACUUCCGCUCCAAAGUUGUGUCUGAGGCUCAACACUUUGUUGAUCUCUCACAGAUCCCCUGCAAUGGGAAGGCUGCAGACCGGAUCCACCAGGAUGGAAUCCACAUCCUGGUGAACAUGAACGGCUACACCAAGGGGGCAAGAAACGAGCUGUUUGCUCUGCGCCCUGCACCUGUGCAGUGCAUGUGGCUGGGUUACCCAGGAACCAGUGGCGCUGCCUUCAUGGACUACAUCGUGACGGACAAAGUAACGUCACCAAUAGAGCUCUCCUCGCAGUAUUCCGAGAAGCUGGCGUAUAUGCCCAACACCUUCUUCAUUGGCGACCACAUGAACAUGUUCCCACAUCUCAAGGAGAAGGCAGUGAUUGACCUGAAGGCAAAUGGCCUCGUCUAUGACAACCGUGUGGUUCUCAACAGCAUUGACAUGCAGGCCUUCCUUGAUGCCUUGGGCGAUGGUGUCAAGGUCAUGAAGAUUAAAUAUCAGGAGGGUGGCGAUGAUGACCAGGAGAAUACCAUCGCUCUGCCCGUGGUUCCCAUGAACACAGCGGCUGAGGCAAUUAUUACCAUGAUAAAUAGAGGGCAGGUGCAGGUCAGCAUCAACAACUUCGUUGUCACCAAUGGGCUGGCGACAACACAGAUCAACAACAAAGCAGCGACAGGUGAGGAGGUGCCACGCAGCAUCUUGGUGACCACGCGAUCACAGUAUGGACUUCCGGAGGACUCUAUCGUGUACUGCAACUUUAACCAGCUGUACAAGAUUGACCCAGCCACUCUUCAGAUGUGGGUUAAUAUCCUGAAGCGCGUGCCCAACAGCAUUUUGUGGCUGCUGCGCUUUCCGGCAGUGGGUGAGCCCAACAUCUCGGCGUGCGCGCAGAGUUUGGGCCUGGCAGCGAACCGCGUUGUGUUUUCGCCAGUUGCACCCAAGGAGGAGCAUGUGCGGCGCGGGCAACUGGCCGACGUGUGCUUGGAUACGCCGCUCUGCAACGGUCACACCACCGGCAUGGACGUGCUGUGGGCUGGCACGCCCAUGGUCACCCUACCCGCUGAGACACUUGCGUCACGUGUGGCGACUGCACAGCUGACCACCCUGGGUUGCCCCGAACUGGUUGCCAAGAACAGACAGGACUACGAGGAGAUUGCCGUGAGGCUCGGCACUGAUGCUGAGUACCUCAAAAAGAUCCGCGCCAAGGUGUGGCGCCAAAGGCUGGGCAGCCCUCUCUUCAACAACAAGCUGUAUGGGGGAGAUCUGGAGCGUCUCUACUAUCGCAUGUGGGAGCACUUCGUGGCUGGCAACAAACCGGAGCACCUCACAGCCCCCUUUGAUUAGAGAAGACAGACAGAAGGCUGUGUACAGAAUACUUAUUUUCAAUUAAGCUGCAGUUUGUUUUGGGUCGUUAUUGUAGAUCAAAUUCAUGUUUUUGUUACGUUUCAUUGCUCGUGCACAAAAUGUGGCAUUUGACCUAGGAAGCACAGUCGCCUCUGCUGAUCUGCCUCUGCCAGUACAUGAUCGAAGAUUGUUUUGGAUUAAGAGUUUCCAAUUGGCUAAAUUGGGUUAUUGAUGUAAUAAUCAUUUAAUUUAUAAGUUGAUAUUUAAUGCACAAACUUUGAUGUAAAACAUUAAAGAUUAAAGUUUGUGGCUUUUAUUAAGAGUCAAAUGCUUCUGGAAAAUGUGGACACCAGAAGAUUCCCUCUCAAUUUUUAUCUGAAAAAAUGGCGAUGCAAGUUGUAUACAUGUACAUUUCCUAUUACUCGUGUAAAAAAAAUUGCUUUUGAAAAUCGGCCUAAAUUGAGGGAACUGUGCUUCCAUUAUUUUGGUAAGAGAAACUAGCCAAUGUUAUUUACUGUUGUUUAAUUGUACCAUUUCCAAAGUAAUUUUAAAACAAACUCAGUGUUGCUACUAUACGUGAGCUGAUAAAGUUGUGGAUCUUUGUGAUUUCCUCAUGUUUUAUAUGGUGAUUUAGUUUCUCCAAAAUGCAGCAAUAUUACAAAGUUGUCAGCCUCUUGUGCUAUGACCCAAUGUCCAUAUGAUUGUUUAAUUUUCCAGUUAUUGAAUGCCUGGUUUUCUGUGACCUGCUGAAAUUGGUGUGGUGUUUCCCAAUGACAGGCUAUUUGCAGUUGUGUACAUUGAAUGGAUUUUUCAAGAUGGUUCUAUCAUGAGUGUGCAGUCAUGUGUCUAACUGCCAUUGGAAGUUGUAGGAGUUUAUAUUGUGAUUGGAUGAAAGGUAAAAGGAGUUUGUUUUAAGCAUAUACAGUAGUUCGAUUUUGUAUUCUCGGUUAAACUGGAGGCAAGUGCAACGUUAAGUUUCUUCAGGUGAUGCAAUUUAUCUGCAUUUGUGGUUUGUGAUGCAAAUACAUUUUUCAUUAAGGCUUUGGCUUCUGUAGUGUUCAACAUCCUCAUGUUGCCUACAAAAUGUGAGCUUUUGGUUUUCAAAAUAUGUAGCGGUGUGCUGCUGUACAAUUGGGUACUUGGCAGAAUUCAUCUUCAGUUUGUGAAACAAUGCUAUAUUGUAAUUAACCCAUACUUAAUAAACCAUUAUGAUCUG